This is a messenger RNA of Symbiodinium natans, 3756 nucleotides long. Lineage: Eukaryota; Dinophyceae; Suessiales; Symbiodiniaceae. The record is from the annotation of a GenBank genome assembly.
AUGAAAGGCCGACACAUGGUCUGGCAAAGGUUCAUUCUCGCUGCAGCCCUUGUAGCGAAUGCAGAGGUAUGUGAUGAGACCGAGCAUCAUUUGCACCUAGUGCAAAGGCAGCUGCACCUCCUCCGGGCUCCAAGCACGACACGCACCUGGGAGGAGGCGAAGGCUGCGGCCCAAAACGUUGUAAGCCAGCUGGCGGAUGAAGAGCUGUACAACCUGGUGCGCGGCAGCCACUUCGCAGUAACUGGCUCACCUGACCCUGGGUACUACGUCGGGAAUACACCGGCCAUCCCCCGAUUCCGGAUUCCGGCACUGAAGAUGCAAGACGCGGCGCAGGGCUUCCGCGAUACGGAGAUGGGCACUGGUGGCACCAGCACCUCCUUCCCGAGCAUGCUGGCUUUGGCUUCAACUUGGGAUGAAGACCUGGUUCGUUUAGUUGCCAGUGCCCUUGGCACAGAGUACAAGGGCAAGGGGGCCAACUGCAUCUUGGGGCCGUCUAUCAAUGUGCACCGCGCUGCGGCUGGCGGUCGAAACUUUGAGUACCUUUCAGGUGAGGAUGGUCAUCUUGGUGCAAAAUUGACGGCUGCAUAUGUCAGGGGCGUCCAAGACCAAGGCGUCAUUGCAACCGCAAAGCACUUUGCGUUCAACGAGCAGGAGACAAAUCGCAUGAGCAUGGAUGCCCGAGUCAAUGAACGAAUCCAGUGGGAGCUGUACUAUUUGCCAUUCAAGGCAGCAGCAGAGGCUGGCGCGGGUGCCGUGAUGUGUGCCUACAACAAGGUCAAUGGCACAUAUGCUUGCCACAAUUCUGAGAUGCUAAAGGCCGACUUGCGUGGCAAAAUGGGUUUCUCUGGGUUUGUCAUGUCUGACUGGACAGCAAUGCAUUCGAAGGAUGCUUUGCAAGCAGGACUAGAUCAAGAGCAGCCGGGGCCCAUCAAGAACGUGCCUGUGUUGGGUGUCUUCGGUGUGCUUGUAGACGACACGAUCAGGACUUUGGACAGGUCAACGGUCGAGACCGCCGCCUUGCAUGUCCUCACCACCAUCUUUCGCUUCCGGCUCGAUCAAGACAUGGGCUGCGCCCCUCCAAAUUGCACGCAGGAGCUUCAGUCUGACCAGACAAAAGCCACGACGCGCGGCGAGCGCCACGAGGACAUCGCUCUCCGGGCUGCUGGGUCGGCGAUUGUCCUUCUGAAGAAUGACCAGGAUCUCCUCCCCCUGAACAAAGCAGGGAUUGGCAGGAUUGCUGUUCUUGGCAAUGCUGCCUCAGACGAGACGCACCGUACGUUUGUGGGGAAAGGCUCCGGCUACGUCCAGCCCGACUCAUCUGCCAAGACGCCGCUUCAAGCCAUCGAGGCAAGAGCUGCCAAGGCAGGGAUUCAAGUCGUCAAGCCGGAGGGUGCUAGCAUCGAGGAGGCGGCCUCUCUGGCUCAGUCGGUUGAUGCCGUGGUCGUCGUCAUUGGCGCCGAUGCCACGGAGGGUGCCGACAGAAGCUCCCUGGGACUGGGGGAGGCCAACGAUGCCAUGAUCAAGGCGGUGUCCUCCGAAGCACCCACCAUUGUGCUGCUGCAGAUUCCGGGAGCCGUCCUCAUGCCCUGGCGCGGAGAGGUUGCGGCAGUUGCCACGCAGUUCAUGGGUGGUGUGGCGACGGGUGCUGCCUGGGCCAACUUCCUCUUCGGGGACGUGGCCCCGCGUGGGAAGCUUCCGAUCAUGAUGCCGGAGACGAGCGCAGAUGUCAUCCCCGUCGGUCUGGAUCCUGAAGUGGUGUACUCCGAGGGCCUGCUUACAUCCUACAGGUCUCCGGUCCUUCGAGCGGCAUUUCCUUUUGGUCACGGCUUGGCCUUCACUACCUUUGAGUAUUCAGGGGCGGACCGGCUAGAGACGGACUGUCCUGCGGCAGUCUGUGUGUCACUCCUGGUGAAGAAUGUCGGGCAGCAGCCUGGUGAAGAGGUUGUUCAAGCCUACAUCCACUUCCCGGAGCCCACUGGAGGAGAUGAAGCCUGGAUUCGAGGAACCCCUGAGAUCAUGCUGAAAGCUUUCCAGCGGACGAAGGUCCUGCAGCCAGGUGAUUCCCAAACACUCCGCUUCGACUUCGCGAACAGCGACCUGCAGCUCUUCGCCUCUGGGCGUGGGUGGGUGCCGCAGAGCAAGAUCGAAGUCCGCCUCGGAGCAUCCAGCAAAGACAUCCGUCAGACGAUCUCGGCAGACAUCUCGAUCGAAGCCCUCAGCCCCUUGACUUUCAAUGCCCCGCCCCACCUAGUGCAAGGGCCAGACGCUGCCGAGCCAAAGCCGAAGUGGAAGCCGGUGGCAAAUCAACGUGUAGAAACAGGCCGCCCAAAGCGAGACGUGCAAUGCACUUUCCUAGCUGACCAGACGUGUUGCACACAUGCUCCACUUGUGGCCGCCACGAGACGUGAUGGCCAGAGGGAUAGCACUCAGCCAAGCGUCGGCCUCUACCGACCUGGACUCGACUGUCCAUACAAGGAAACUGUCCGUGAGUCCCACGUCGCGUACAGUUUGAAGCCGAAAACCAGGCGGCAUAGUGAAUGGAGCUUGCUUCGAGUGCUGGUAUGUGCCAGCCCCACAUGGUGGACAAAGAGCCCCAGAUCGCAGCAUGAUGCUCUGCUUUGCUGGGAGGAGUUAGUCGUCUCGGAGCAUCCGAAGUUCUGCGGCUUCAUGCACGAAAGCGGAGUGUUGCGACGAACGCAGCUCCAGACUUCAGUCCCGCAGAGGUACGGCCAGCUUCGCCGUCGUCCACUGGCCGCCUUCAGGCCGGUGCUGCGUCGCAUGCAGAAUCGUACCGGCGAGGGCCCGGUCGUCACUUUGCCGGCUGUCAAUCGAACUCUUUCUUGCCAGCUGAACCUUACGGACCAGAAUGUGACGGAUGCUUGGACUUUUACGGUGCAUGAGCGGUCGGACUUGGGAUUGCACAAGCAGGACCUGUCGGGAUUCCGACGCAAGGCUGGAUUCAGUGCUGUGAUGCAAGGAGUGGUGGACCUGUCGCAAAACCAGUUCACCCACGAGGCGCUCCACUACAUCCUGCCCUGCGCAAGAAUUCCAGGACUGGAGAUCCUGAAGCUGCACAAGAAUCUAAUCGGAGACCUCGGUGCGGAUCAGCUCGCAGACUUCUGCAAACAAAGAGAGUUGCAUCUGUCUCACAACCGAUUCACUGCGCACGGGGCCGUGAUCAUUGUCCACGCCGCGGAACGCUCCAGGUGGCUGAUGCACUGCAGCAAACGCUCAGUGUUUGCUUUCGCGUCGACAGGCGGUGGGAAGUCAGCUUAUGGUGAACCUGGCGAUUCGAGCUGCGUAGCUGCUGUUCCAAGCAAGCGACUGUUGCAAUGCUCUUGGGAGGGUGUGGUGGCCGCCGUGACAAUGCCAGAUGAUGUCAGCGAGAACUCCAUGACAUGCUUUCCAGCCGGACCGAUGGUUGUGGCGCCGCCCGGUGCCGACAAUCUUUCCAACUGGUGCCAGACGGCUUGGGAUGCAGGCAAUCCAUGCAAGCGCAGCAAUACAAAGACCAAUGAAGAGCAGGCUUUGGUCCGCAUUUCUCAUGCAUGCCUUUGUUCCCCGAAGCUCGAAAAACACAUAAUGUACUUACUAUCGAGAUUAUUACUCUUAUCAUCAUUAUCAUCAUCAUUAUUAUUAUUUCUUGUCAGCGUCUUGAAAGACAGCCAGUUGCCUUGCGCCCCGAGGCUUGCCCAAAGAGUCUUCUCAAGCCCUUUUUUGCGUCGGUGGCAGGCCUUCCGUGUGCCGGUAGCCUGA